Messenger RNA from Phycodurus eques (leafy seadragon), 6832 nucleotides. It is a transcript of the gene apip, whose product is annotated as APAF1 interacting protein. Gene Ontology annotation, cellular component: cytoplasm. Gene Ontology annotation, molecular function: methylthioribulose 1-phosphate dehydratase activity; metal ion binding. The record is from RefSeq and is a predicted model, not a curated record. The transcript is spliced from 8 exons. Bases 724 to 1467 code for a protein of 247 amino acids. Lineage: Eukaryota; Metazoa; Chordata; Actinopteri; Syngnathiformes; Syngnathidae.
UGAUUCCAUACUUAUGACCUCAGUCCACGUCACGUUAUCAAGUUAGCGAAAACUUGCACGCCUAAACACGAAGGCUGUUCCACUGUUGAAAAAAAGAGAGUACUGUAUGCUGUACGUUUCCAUUGAGGUCAGCCGAAUUAUCUCCCAUUUGCCACGUCAGUCUGUUUGUAUGUUAAUUUGCAUUUUCGUGUUUUAAAUUAAUAAUAUUUGGCCUGGCAAUAUCUACCUUCAGCUGUGCGUCUGUCAAAGUGGAUGUCGGCUAGUUGCAUUUGAUGAAACGAGACAGAUAAGACCAAUACAGGAGGCUAUGUCCUCAGUGGUAAUGUCGUUGGUAUAAUGGUCUUUUUUUCCCCCAAUCAAAAAUAUAUCGAUAAGCUGCAUACAUGGAAAUGCAUGGAAAUACUCACAGCCUUUUUUCUAUGGGAGCGUUCGCCGUGUCGUCACCAAAUGAUCACGUGGUGUCUCGGUUGGCAGAAAGCCUAUGGAAGUCAAGAGCCCACCACGAGUUAUCGGGUUAUUCACGCUUAUUUCCGGUAAUUAAUAAACUGUAGUGUCGUGUUGCGUUAUAGACUGUACAUACAGCUGGUCAACGAAUGAUUCUUAGAGCUUUUACGGCAUCCCAAAGACUGUGAAGCUCAUUGAAAGCUUACGUGCACCCACACUAGGUCACACAACUGGAACGAUACUGAGCGACCAUGUUUGCUUUCGGCACUUUCGAUAGUAAUGCAAAUGUCAUCAUUGUGUGGCACCAACAAUGGCGACCAAGAUACAGGUCAAAACUCAGCAGAAAAAGAGGACAAGGAGCAUCCUCGUGUACUAAUUCCAGAACUCUGCCGGCUCUUCUACCAGCUGGGAUGGGUGACUGGGACGGGCGGAGGAAUCAGUUUGAGAAGAGGAGAUCGCAUCUACAUUGCGCCUUCAGGGGUCCAGAAAGAGAGAAUACAGCCAGAAGACAUGUUUGUGUGUGAUGUGGAGGAGAGAGACAUCAGCUGUCCGCCUGCCUGGAAGAAGUUAAAGAAGAGCCAAUGCACCCCACUUUUUAUGAAUGCAUACACUAUGAGAGGAGCACAGGCUGUUAUCCACACACACUCCAAAGCUGCCGUCAUAGCAACCCUGCUGUAUCCUGGUAAGGAGUUCAGGAUAACACACCAGGAGAUGAUUAAGGGGAUCCGUAAAGGCACCACUGGCACUAACUAUUGCUAUGACGACACUCUGGUCGUGCCUAUUAUUGAGAAUACCCCAGAAGAGAAAGACUUGAAAGAUCGCAUGGCUCGGGCCAUGGACGAGUACCCCGACUCGUGCGCUGUCCUUGUCCGCAGGCAUGGAGUGUAUGUGUGGGGAGAGUCAUGGGAAAAAGCCAAGACUAUGUGUGAAUGCUAUGACUACUUGUUUGACGUUGCUGUUCAGAUGAAGCAUUGUGGACUGGACCCUUCAGCUUUUCCUGUAGAAAAGAAAGGAAUAGUUUGACAUUUACAGGCACCUUUUAAAGAGACACUUGUUCAAGGAAGGUCAGCAAAGUUCAAUCAGGGAGCAUAUUUUAAUCAUUUUCCUUUCAUGCCAGCCCUCUGCAAUUCUGACGAUGAUUGCGGAUUCAGAGUUGAAGGCCUCCUAUCCGAAGGACUUUGAGAGUACGGCUCUAAGCACUGGGAAUAAUCACCGUCUUUAGCAUUGACAUUCAGUUAAUCUGGAAUUGUGAUUUCUUGCAUUGAUUUAAACUAACAAUAAAUGGAUAUGUAUACCACAAGGGAAAAUAUUUUUAAAAUUUUCCACAAAUGUAAAAACCAAAACUGUCUGCCUCAUUGUGUUUUAAAUUAUUUGAAUACGAAAUCCAUCCAUCCAUCCAAUUUCUGAGCCGCUUCUCCUCACUAGGGUCGCGGGAGUGCUGGAGCCUAUCCCAGCUAUCAUCGGACAAGAGGCAGGGUACACCCUGAACUGGUUGCCAGCCAAUCGCAGGGCACAUACAAACAAACAACCAUUCGUACUCACAGUCACACCCACGGGCAAUUUAGAGUCUCCAAUUAAUGCAUGUUUUUGGGAUGUGGGAAGAAACCGGAGUGCCCGGAGAAAACCCACGCAGGCACGGGGAGAACAUGCAAACUCCACACAGGCGGGGCCGGGGAUUGAACCCCGGACCUCAGAACUGUGAGGCAGACGCUCUAACAAGUCGCCCACUGUGCCGCCCUAAUACUAAAUCAUGUAUGUAUAAUUUAACAAAUAUCAUCUGACACAAAUUUAUUUUGAGAAUGGUUUCACACUAUAUGCCUAAUAAAGACCUGACACUACUAAUUCUGGCUUUUCUGUCAGUAGCACACUUACAGGUGAGUGGCUGUUGUUGUGGUAUCACACAGUGCUAGUACCCACUUCCACAGCAUGCUUCUAAUCCGCUGCAUACUCAAAUGUUUUGAAAACGAGUUGUUCCUUCAAUCAGCUCCCUCUGCUGCCCCGAUCCCAUUUCCUCCACCAAUCUAUCUGCUCUAAACAGACAGCAGCCAAAUAUGUCACUUAUUUAAAUUUGAAUUGUGAGGAUCCUGAAAUGUCCCCGAUCAGUUCUUUACUGAUGAGGAAUUCUUGCAAACUAAUUCAUGAAGGAAAUGUUACACUCCCCCAUAAAUUGAAAUGACAUUGUGAAGCUUACAAUGUCAGCCAAUCUGAUAUCAUAAAAAGACAAAAAAUGAUGAGUCCUCACAGUUUUGUUUACUUUGAUAUUUUGUUGCUUGUGGGUGACUUACUGAGGAAUUAUCGUUAAAAAGCACAUGACAAUGUUUAAGGGGGGGAGGGGGGAAUAUAUCCCUCAAGCCUGCAGAUAUUACAAAGUCAGGCUUUUCCUGCACUGAUUAUGUGCAUUUCAAUAUUAGCACUUUCCAGUUGACAUUCGUAUGGCUUCAUUAUUUAACACAUUACAAAUUACUGAUGCAUUGACUUCACGGGGCUUGGACUACAAAUCAGUAAAUUCAUAAUGAGAAUUUAGUCAAUCAAGUUACACACUAUUUUAUUUAAACUACAAAUUUAGUGCAAAAUGUGUAUUACUGCGACGAUUUAGAGUAUUCAAUUCACUUAAAGGGACUAUGUAAUGCUGUGAACAUUGGCACUUAUUCCGUGGUUUUGGAUUUACAAAUAAUAUCUGCAGAAAAAAAAAAUCCCACCAAAAUAGACUCAGUACUAAUUUUAGACUCAUUUUUCUGUUGAAAUAUUUGAUUUUCAGCCAGAUUUUGGACACGUCAACCUGUCACGUAAUAUAAAUUAGUAAAGAGCUGGAGUACCUGAAGAAAACCAACGUAAGUUCUGGUACACACACAAAGACAAUCGGCCUGUUUUUGUGCCAAUUUUGCCCCAUCCCAACCAAGUUUGUCAAAUGCCAGACAAUGUUAUAUCUUAUAAAAUUAUCCACUAAGAUUGUCUUUUGGUCUGAUAUGUUAAGAGUGGCUUUGUCCCGAUUUUAGGUCUGAAACAGUUUGGGGCCGACAAUCUUAAGUAAUGAUAGAAUAGUGUUCAGAAUUUACAACCAAAUCUCUUCAGUUGUGGGCGAAGCUGAUGACUCUCCGACUUAUGAAUUAUGACGUGGAACGGAAUAUAGCCAACCAAGUAGCGUGCUACAAAAACCUCAAAAUGAAACAACAAAAACUGUCGAACAUGUUCUACCUGAUGUUGUAUUUUGUAUAGAGGUGGGUUGCCCCGACGGCAAGAAAUAUUUUCCAAAGAAAGUCUUUGAUGUCAAUUGUCCUGCUUCCGAUCCACUCGGCAAAGAUCGGCAUACAUAACCCGAAGUGUCUGCUCGUCUUUGUUUUUGUGAGAUCUUGUGAUCACGCAAGACUUUGAGCUCAGCGGUGGAACAUAUUCUUUGUGUGCAGUGUCCUGUGUGGAGCGCAUCGGAGCACACCAUACACAAUAUGACCAAAAUUGUUAAAUGCCAGAUUUUUUCAAACUCCACAGGAAGGACUGAGCCCAAAUUCAAAUCCUCAACCUCAAGUCUUUUGAGAACUGAACAGAACCUACCUAACCGUGAUGAAAUUGCCAUAAAGGAGAUUGUCUCAUGGUCGUAAAAACAAAGUGCCACAAUUGCAAAGAUUUACAUUAAAUAAUAAUUAACUAUGCGGUUCUAGCAAAAAGUUUGUGAAUUCACGAGUCUACUUAUUUCUGUUUUCUCAAGCAAACUAAAAGAGGCCCCUCAUCCUUUAGUGAUGCAACCUUUUAAAAACGACUCUCUUCAGGUUUGCACUCCAUGUGAACGCCCUCGAAAAACUUAUUUGUGUUAUUUUUCUUUUAACCCAACUCGUAUUUUGGCAGUGUUUACCAGUGUUCCUAGUAUGCUUAUUUCAUGUAAGGUAAGUGUUUAUUGGUAUCACUCAGCCUAUAAAUUACUCCUCCAUUCACAUUGUGAUUUCCAACGAUAUCUCAAUGAGAAAAGUAAUACUCAGUGCUGCAUCAGUUUCUCUGAGAUAGUGAUGGAACUGUAAAUGUGUUUCUGAUUUUCGGUUGAGUAAAAGACUUGUGUUGGUCUUUGUGGUGAUGUAUUCAUUCAAUUCAUCCUACUGACAGAAGUCACUCCAUGUGUUUGGCACAGCAGUCAAACACCCAGACCACUUAAAACUUUGUCUUAGGUUUUGACCUCAUUUAACAGUUCUGAAUGGAGACUGUUGGAAAAUGACACAAAAUGAAUGGCCAGCUUGUGAAUUGAAAAUAAUUAUGAAAAUGUUAAUGUGUCACCAUGUUUAAUUUAACAGUAGAUUAUAAAACCUAGCCACACACACAAGACAUUUUAUUUAUUCAUCUCUGGUGUGCUCAAAUGUCAUUAUGGGUUAUAUAUAAUUAACCUUCCAGAUGGAUACAAACACUUGAACACGAUGACCGUUUUUUUUCCGAGACUAUCCAGUGACAACAAAGAUGUAAAGAUUAACCACUUAUCCAUUGUGGUUGGAGAAGUGCAGACAAGGUCAGAGGGAGCUGCAUUGUGCCUUUGUAGAUCUAGAGCAGUGGUUCUUGAAUGAGAUAUGUGCUCUUCAUGGUCCAGAUUUCACCAACAAGAAAAUGAAACCGGCAGUAAUUUUCUAAUAAUAUCAAUAAUUUUUUGGAGCAAUUGUUUAACAAAUUGCAUUUGGAAUGCCCCUGAUUGAAGUGGUUGACGUGGAAAUGUGUAAAAAAAAAAUCAUAAAUACCAGGACGAUUGUUCUGAUAUUUUCAGAGGUGUACGAGGACCUAAAUAGUAUGGAAGGCCAUUGUCUUAUUAUUAUUUAUUUUUUUAAGCUGACAUAUGCGGGAAUGAAUCUGAAAAUACAUAGAAGGUCAAUGAGCAAAUGUCCUCGCAUUCUGCCAUCGACGUGACAGGCUGAUGUGUUCAAAUUGUGGGCGGGCCAAAAUCUGUCUGAAAAUCAAAUAUUUCAUCAAAAAGUGAGCCUAAAAUUACUACUGAGUGAAUUUUGGGGGGAAUUAUUUUCUCAAUACUUUUUAAGUCCAGAACUAUGGAUUAAGUGCCAAUGUUCUCACCAUUAACUAGUUUCUUUAACCUUGUUGGAGGUACUACCUGGCAAGUUUUACAGUUUGAAGCCACCCAGUUUUCAAGUGAGCAAAAGGAUUGGAACAUGUGACUGAUGGGUGUUUGCUCAGGUGUUGCCUUUUAGAUUGAUUGCUUAAACAUUAGAAUGUGCUUGUUUUUUUUACUUUGGGUUUCACCUGUGAAAACUGCAUUUGCUGUUAAGCAAACAUGAAGACCAGAGAGCGGUCUAUGGGAGAAAAGCAAAACGUUUCGAAGUUGAGAGAAGAGGGUGCUCUGUCCUGAGUUGUUUAACACAUGUAAAUACCAUGAAAUAAAAGCUGAAAUUGUGCACUUUUGUCUCAUAUUCAUCUUUUGAUCUGAAACCCAAUGUCUUCAGUAUACAACAAAAACAGGAAUUGACCUUGCCGUUCCAAUACCUUUGGGAGGGGACUGUAGGUACGCAUUACAUCACACACACACAAAAUUAACCAUGCAUCAGUUGCAAACAAAGUCACUGUUCAAAGAACAAAACCAACAAAUCAUGAAUUUCACUCAAACGUCCAAAAGCUAACUAUACGGAUAUUAACUUUUGCUGUUGCCUUACAGAGAUAAGUUCAGGAAUGCUGAGGUUCACCUUGGUAAGUAACACUAAUUUUCGCAACAAAGUCUGCUCCUUUUCUUUUUCUGUUUGUCUGCCAUCCUUGAAAUUAAGUGUUCUUAAAGUUACGUUGUUACAAACAGUAUGAGUAUCUCAACGGCUUUCUCUGAACUGUUGUCAUGAAUCAUACAAGUGGGGUGAACGGAAUGGACACACACACACAGAAUAUUUUGCGAUCGAAAAACAUUAGUCAAGGAGAGGGGGGCGAUGAUUCAGUGGAAUAAUUGAUAGGUUAACUGAUUCUACAAGAUUGAAUAGUAAUAGACUUAGGGUCAAUCAAGACUUUUUUUAUAUAAUUAAAUAUAACCUAUAAAUCUGUUCAUUCCAUAUUGUACCAUACGUGAAUAUUAGGUAUUGACUUCAAUAAUUCCAGCCGACUGUGCAGACAUUGAUUAAGGGAUGUGUUAAGCCAACAUUUGUUUACUAACCAAACCAAAAUGACCUGAGCCAAAGGCUGCAAGCACACGACGGCACUAGCCUACUUGUGUCAGGUUGACUUUACUGGGGGACUCUACAGUGAACACUGCUAAAGGUUUAACUUACACAUUCUUGAUGUAUUAUUUGCUUGCAUUUGUUGAUGUCCUCUGCAAGCAGGAAUGGUUUGAUCUCUGCCAACUUCCAAUAUGAAUCAGCCUCGUCUGCAUGCUUAUCAGACUAGCUGCAGCACUUAGCUCUAGGCCUUCUUCUUUCUUUAAUCCUUUCAC